AUGGCAACGACCGUGGCACCGCUCAUUACCACUGCUAUUGCUGCUACUGCCGCUUCUAGUCCGUCGGUGAACUACCUAUGGAUGCUCAUCCUGGGUUUUAUUAUUGCGUUCGUCCUGGCAUUCUCCGUGGGAGCCAAUGAUGUAGCAAAUUCGUUUGGUACAGCCGUGGGAUCAGGUGUAGUGACCCUCAAGCAAGCCUGCAUCUUAGCUAGUAUCUUUGAGACAGUGGGCUCUGUCCUCCUGGGGGCCAAAGUGAGCGAGACGAUCAGGAAGGGCUUAAUUGACGUGGAGAUGUACAACUCGACCCAGGUGCUGCUGAUGGCCGGCUCCGUCAGUGCGAUGUUUGGUUCUGCGGUAUGGCAACUAGUGGCUUCGUUCUUGAAGCUGCCCAUUUCUGGAACCCAUUGCAUCGUCGGUGCAACCAUUGGUUUCUCCUUGGUGGCAAAGGGGCAGGAAGGUGUCAAGUGGUCUGAACUAAUAAAAAUUGUGUUGUCUUGGUUCGUCUCUCCUCUGCUUUCUGGUAUUAUGUCUGGAAUUUUAUUCUUCCUGGUUCGUGCAUUCAUCCUCCGCAAGGCAGAUCCAGUUCCUAAUGGGUUGCGAGCUUUGCCAGUGUUCUAUGCCUGCACGAUUGGAAUCAACCUCUUUUCCAUCAUGUACACUGGAGCACCAUUGCUGGGCUUUGACAAACUUCCUCUGUGGGGUACCAUCCUCAUCUCGGUGGGCUGUGCAGUUUUCUGUGCCCUUAUCGUCUGGUUCUUUGUAUGUCCAAGGAUGAAGAGAAAAAUCGAACGAGAAAUCAAGUCUAGUCCUUCUGAAAGCCCCUUGAUGGAAAAAAAGAAUAGCUUGAAAGAAGACCAUGAAGAAACAAAGUUGUCACUCAGUGACAUUGAGACAAGGAAUCCUGUUUCGGAGGUGGGCUCAGCCACCGUGCCCCUCAGGGCUGUGGUGGAGGAGAGGACAGUCUCAUUCAAACUUGGAGACCUGGAAGAAGCUCCCGAGCGAGAGAGGCUUCCCAGUGUGGACCUGAAAGAGGAAACCAGCAUCGACGGCUCUAUGAACGGUGCUGUGCAGUUGCCAAAUGGGAACCUCGUUCAGUUUAGUCAAGCUGUCAGUAACCAGAUUAGCUCCAGCGGCCAUUACCAGUAUCACACCGUGCACAAAGACUCCGGCUUGUACAAAGAGCUCCUGCAUAAGUUACAUCUUGCCAAGGUGGGAGACUGCAUGGGAGACUCUGGUGACAAACCCUUGAGGCGCAAUAAUAGUUACACUUCCUACACCAUGGCAAUCUGCGGCAUGCCUCUAGAUUCCUUCCGCGCCAAAGAAGGUGAACAGAAGGGUGAAGAGAUGGAGAAGCUGACGUGGCCUAACGCAGACAGCAAGAAGCGAAUUCGAAUGGACAGCUACACCAGUUACUGCAAUGCUGUGUCUGACAUUCACUCAGCGUCAGAGAUGGACAUGAGUGUCAAGGCAGAGAUGGGUCUGGGCGACAGGAAAGGGAGCACUAGCUCCCUGGAAGAAUGGUGCGACCAGGACAAGCCAGAAGUGUCUCUCCUCUUCCAGUUCCUGCAGAUCCUCACGGCCUGCUUCGGGUCCUUUGCCCAUGGUGGCAAUGACGUCAGCAAUGCCAUUGGUCCUCUGGUUGCUUUGUAUCUGGUUUAUGACACUGGUGAUGUUUCCUCAAAAGUAGCAACACCAAUAUGGCUUCUGCUCUAUGGUGGUGUUGGUAUCUGUAUUGGUCUCUGGGUGUGGGGAAGGAGAGUCAUCCAGACCAUGGGGAAGGAUCUGACACCCAUCACACCCUCUAGCGGCUUCAGUAUUGAGCUGGCAUCUGCCCUCACUGUAGUAAUUGCGUCGAAUAUUGGUCUUCCCAUCAGCACGACACAUUGUAAAGUGGGCUCUGUUGUAUCCGUUGGCUGGCUCCGAUCCAAAAAGGCUGUCGACUGGCGACUCUUCCGCAACAUUUUCAUGGCCUGGUUCGUCACGGUCCCCAUUUCGGGUGUCAUCAGCGCUGCCAUCAUGGCAGUCUUCAAAUACAUCAUCCUCCCAGCGUUAGGCUGUGUGUGA
Molecule: messenger RNA, 2064 nt
Organism: Rangifer tarandus platyrhynchus (Svalbard reindeer)
Lineage: Eukaryota; Metazoa; Chordata; Mammalia; Artiodactyla; Cervidae
Source: the annotation of a GenBank genome assembly